CACAUAUUUAACAGUUUUUAUUCAAGAAAAUUUAACACAAGCAUUACAAGAAAUAUCUGAAGCAGAGUGCAAAGGACCAGGAAACAAAAUAUCUAAAGCAGAGUACAAAGUACCAGGAGACAAAAUACCUGAAGCAGACUUUUUCUUGGAAUUUUCUCAAAUAAAAUUUUCAAGUCCUUAUCACUUUUGUGUUGCCUAA
Messenger RNA from Entrophospora sp. SA101, 199 nucleotides. The record is from the annotation of a GenBank genome assembly. NCBI's taxonomy places the organism in Eukaryota, Fungi, Glomeromycota, Glomeromycetes, Entrophosporales, Entrophosporaceae.